Pseudovirgaria hyperparasitica is the source of this 1618-nucleotide messenger RNA. RefSeq lists its product as uncharacterized. NCBI's taxonomy places the organism in Eukaryota, Fungi, Ascomycota, Dothideomycetes, Acrospermales, Acrospermaceae. The coding region runs from base 243 to 1226 and encodes 327 amino acids. The record is from RefSeq and is a predicted model, not a curated record. The transcript is spliced from 2 exons.
CCAAGCAACAGCUGCUUUGAUCAUGUCCUCCCCAGCUUCUUGUCCUUUCUUGACCUCGUCUGCCGCGUGAGAAAUGCUUCUUUCCGCUCCUCCUAUAUACAUACCAUGGCCAUUCGUCCGCCAGCCUGCCUCGUGAGAAGCCAGAGCCUUCCUCCCAAACAGACUUGAUAUCAUUUCCCCCCCUUUGGAAAGGAAACCACCUCACACAACACCACGAGAGAGUCUCGAUAACCACUUUCACCAUGCCCGCCUAUCCGAACUCCCCUCCAACCGCAUACUUUCCACCCUACAGCACCUCGCCAAAGAAGCCGUCACAGCCCAUGUCCCAGAUCUACCAUCAACAAGCAUACAGUCCUCUCCAACCCUCCUCGAACCGCUCCUCGUACCACCACCCGUCCCCCCAGAGUCCGCAUACACUCCCAAGCCUCACCUCGUCCUCAUUCAGUCAUCAUGACAGCGUCGUAUCCUAUCCAAAGUCACUCAUGGACUCGUACGCCCCAAGUACCCGCUCAAUCGUCUCCUACUCGCUGAAGCACGAUACUCGCAAGGGCUCUCUGGCAACCGCAAACGCCUCCGAGCUCGAGAAAGCCUCCAGCGUCGACGAGCCUACCUAUCCACCAUCUGCUCUAUCUCGCGAUCCGGAGAAGAAGCGUGUACACUCACCCUCAUCUCCUCGCCACUCCACUGUCCGCGCCUCAUAUCAACAUCAUGCCAGCGAUCGGGGACUCGCAGGCACAGAAGACGAUGCUGAUCUGCCCGUGGAUCUUCAGGCUAAGGCCUUUUCCAUCCUCCUCUACCUCUCCACCCUCAACCCGCUCCUCUCCAUCCUCAUCACCAUCUGGACCAUCCUCGCCCUCCUCCUCAGCCCCGUCCUCAUCCCGCUACGCAUCGCCUCCUUCGAAACCCUCACCUACCCGCCUCUCCGCCUGCAGCUCCAACUCAUCUACUCCUCGCAUACCACCACCACCAACAACAAAAACGACAUCCACACCCGCCCUGCAAUGCUCAUCCUCAUUAACCUCCUCUCCCCCCUCCUCGCAUUCGCCCUCGCAGCCGCAUCCUGGACAACAACCCUCUUCUGGUUCUUCAGCGCCGUCCUGGGUGAUCCAGCCGGUAAGGACGGGCAUAACGACGGCAAGGCCGCUGUGCUCUGGCUGCGUGCCAAGUGGGAGCGGUGGCUGAGGCGGGGCUUGGUCGAGCGGCGGAGUCCGUAUCAGCAUGUUUGACAUGGAUUUUUGGUCUUCGGGUGGGGAGUCAAGAAGUAUGCGUGAGCGAGCGAGCGAUGCAUUUGAAUACUGGGUUUUUUUACAUGGGCAAUUUUGGAUGUAGCAUGGCGUCUGGUUGAUAUCACGGCUACGGCUGUGUGUGCAUUUUUCUCGGUGUUUUUUUUUGGUAUGGGGAAUCUUUGCUGUAACGAAGUCUGUUAUGGAUGCAUGUGUAUAUGUGUGUGUGAAUAGACAAAGGGGGCAGGCAUCUGGAGUGGAAACAUCAUGGUCAUUUCGUCACGCAUGAAUGGGAUGGACAUGUGACGCAUGUUCUGUAAUACUAAAGAAAUAAUGGGGGACCGGCAAUGAGGUAUAUCAUGCAAGGCUUGAAACGAAUAUGGAAAUACGUAUUA